This is a messenger RNA of Impatiens glandulifera, 429 nucleotides long. RefSeq names its product putative RING-H2 finger protein ATL37. NCBI's taxonomy places the organism in Eukaryota, Viridiplantae, Streptophyta, Magnoliopsida, Ericales, Balsaminaceae. The record is from RefSeq and is a predicted model, not a curated record. The coding region runs from base 1 to 429 and encodes 142 amino acids. The transcript has a single exon.
AUGGCAACACCACCUUCUCUUAAUUUUACAAAGUCAAUCGGGUCUGUCAGAGACAACCAUUCCCUCAUCAUCAUCUGUGCUGUGGUGGGGGGUGUUUUUCUCCCUCUCAUUCUUGCUUAUUUCUAUAAUUCUUAUUUUCGGAACACUGAAAUACUCCCUCCUCAGCCUGAUAGACUCGAUGAUGAUCACAUCAUCGAGUCAUUUGCGAUUGUCACGUUUUCGCAAGAGAGUCAACCAGAAGACUCUCCCGGUCAUCGUGACUGCAGCGUAUGCUGUUGCGAUUUCGAGACGGGUGAGCAAAUUAUCAUCUUCCCCGUUUGCCAACAUCGGCAUCAUGCUGUCUGCAUUAGGGAAUGGUUCGGACAACAAACAACGUGUCCAAUAUGCCGUCACGAUUACUCUGGGUGGCGACCGGACCUGGAGGUGUAG